Gaeumannomyces tritici R3-111a-1 is the source of this 846-nucleotide messenger RNA. RefSeq lists its product as hypothetical. The record is from RefSeq and is a predicted model, not a curated record. NCBI's taxonomy places the organism in Eukaryota, Fungi, Ascomycota, Sordariomycetes, Magnaporthales, Magnaporthaceae. The coding region runs from base 1 to 846 and encodes 281 amino acids. The transcript is spliced from 4 exons.
AUGGCCGAGACUUCCAGGAAGGCCGAGGCUAAGCCGUCUCGGAUCAUCCGGAUUGGUGACCGAGAGUUUGACUUCGACAGAAAGGCUCAGGACGAUGCCGCGGCAUUUCGAAACGUACCCAAGACCUCUAUCAAGACUUACAAGUUCCCAGCUCCUCAGCCUCAAGAAGGAGUGGUCCAACCCAUGUGGGCCGACUUCCUAGAGGGGUACGACAAGUCGGAAGAGGGCAUCAAGAUCGUGUUUGCAGACUUCAGCAAGUUUGGUGAGAGACUGGUCGACGUCUUUAGCCAGGUAGACGAGGUACGGGUAGACGAGAGAGAGCUGCUUCAGCUGAAGCAGCGAGGCACCGCGUCAACCUACGUCGCCGAGUACCUACGACUGGUCACUAAAGUCGAAAAAGCUUAUGUCUGUCGCGAACUCUCGGAAGCCACCUUCCGCGAGACGAUACUCGCCUUCUUAGGAAAACGCGGAUACAUACCACCAGGUGAUGAGUCCGACAAGGAUGCUCCGCCGGAUUACUUCAACUACAUGGAGGAAAGGAACCGGAAGGAUGGGCCGCGGAUCAAGUGGCUGAUAUGCGACCCUCCUGGGCUCGAGUCGAUCACUGGCUGGAGAUUCCGGAGAUUCACUGCCGAUUCGGUUCUGACCUUCUGCGGAGUCCUAGCCGCUAACAACCGCCAUUCGGAAUCAACCAUGCUCCUAGAGUUCGUCCUUACCCAGGGUGUUUGCGAUGAACCAACCAGACUAGGGAGCAAUCGACGCACGGCGGAGGCGGCCAGUGUCGUGAGGCAGCUGGAGGACCUGAAGACGGCUAAGGAAAAGGAGCAGGAGAAGGACAGGAAGUAG